AUGAGCGACGAGUUCGAAAUCGAGGUGCCUAGCGUGCCCGACGCGGUCCAGCAGAAGAUUGAGGAUGCCUCUGGCGAGAAAAAGAUCCGAUAUCUCCGGUUCAUGGCCGAACAGACUGUCCAGCACGUCAACUUUGUCCGUGAACAAGUCAAAGAGGUUGAGAACUUCUGGCCCUUCACACUGCUCUCACAUAUCUCCGUCAAGCAGGCUUGCUCCGCCAAGGCGGACCGUCAGGCUCUGACCUACCUCAAGGACGUCGAGUACAUCCAGGACCCGAAAGACCCUCGGCCGUACGAGGUGAUCUUCCACUUCCGCGAGAACCCCUUCUUCUCUAACUCGUCCCUUAGCAAGAAGUACUCUCUGCCCAAGGGCGUUGAGACUGCCCCGGCGGACGGAUCUGUCACCCAGGAGAUGCGGGACUUUGACGUUGGAGACCUCGAGUGCUCUGCCUCAACUAUCGACUGGAAGGACAACCUAUGCGAGAAGUACCCCCGGAAGAAGGUCCAGGAUAACUCGGAAGAGUAUGACGGAGACCAAGGAUCAUUCUUCCACUACUUUACCGAGGCGUCUGACCCUUGGUCGCUCGGCGUGAUAAUGCAGCAAGACAUCCUUCCGGACGUGUUCGACUACUUCCGCGGGAUCGGCGACAAUUGCGUCGACCAGUACGAUUCGGAAGACGAGGAGGACGAGCUGGAUGAGGAGGAUGGGGACGAUGAUGAGGAGAUUGAUCUCGAGGAGGACCCGAAGCCCAAGAAGAAGCAGAGGACGCAAUAG
Messenger RNA from Dioszegia hungarica, 774 nucleotides. RefSeq lists its product as uncharacterized. The record is from RefSeq and is a predicted model, not a curated record. Lineage: Eukaryota; Fungi; Basidiomycota; Tremellomycetes; Tremellales; Bulleribasidiaceae. Gene Ontology annotation, cellular component: chromatin; nucleus. Bases 1 to 774 code for a protein of 257 amino acids. Gene Ontology annotation, molecular function: histone binding; chromatin binding. The transcript has 7 exons. Gene Ontology annotation, biological process: nucleosome assembly.